AUGCCAAACCAACAAAAGAAAGUCAUUUUUUGUAUGGCUGGGGUGUUAAGCUUCGUGUGCGCCCUUGGAGUUGUGACAGCCCUGGGGACACCGUUGUGGAUCAAAGCCACCUUCCUCUGCAAAACAGGGGCUCUGCUCGUCAAUGCCUCUGGUCAGGAGCUGGACAAGUUCAUGGGAGAAAUGCAGUACGGGCUUUUCCACGGAGAGGGUGUGAGGCAGUGCGGGCUGGGAGCGAGGCCCUUUCGGUUCUCACUUUUCCCAGAUUUGCUCAAAGUGAUCCCCUUGAGCAUCCACGUCAACGUCAUUCUCUUCUCCACGAUCCUGGUUGUUUUAACCAUGGUGGGAACGGCCUUCUUCAUGUAUAAUGCUUUUGGCAAGCCCUUUGAAACCCUUCAUGGCCCACUAGGGUUGUAUCUUUUGAGCUUCAUGUCAGGCUCCUGUGGCUGUCUUGUCAUGAUACUGUUUGCCUCUGAAGUGAAAAUCCACCACCUCUCAGAAAAAAUUGCAAAUGAUAAAGAAGGGACUUACGCCUACAAAACGCAAAGUGAAAAAUACACCGCUUCGUUCUGGGUUGUUUUCAUUUGCUUUUUUGUUCAUUUUUUGAAUGGGCUCUUAAUACGACUUGCUGGAUUUCAGUUUCCUUUUGCAAAAUCUAAAGACACGGAGACAACCAAUGUAGCUGCAGAUCUAAUGUACUGA
Molecule: messenger RNA, 699 nt
Organism: Puma concolor (puma)
Lineage: Eukaryota; Metazoa; Chordata; Mammalia; Carnivora; Felidae
Gene: CLRN1
Product: clarin 1
Biological process (GO): sensory perception of sound; equilibrioception
Source: RefSeq, a predicted model, not a curated record